Microbotryum saponariae is the source of this 4302-nucleotide messenger RNA. The record is from the annotation of a GenBank genome assembly. NCBI's taxonomy places the organism in Eukaryota, Fungi, Basidiomycota, Microbotryomycetes, Microbotryales, Microbotryaceae.
AUGCCCAGUUGCCUCACAAGCCGCACCCACUGCCACAAGCUCUUCAGCUUCGCGCACAGGGGGGUGUUGAACUUCGCUCCAUCUCACUUCUAGGACAAUAUGCGCUCACUGAAGUAGAGGUGCCUCGCCUUUUGGUGCAGUGGUAUAUUGUUCCUUCAUACCGCCGAGCCCGCGAUUGUGCGCGCCCGCAAUAUUAUUGCGUGGACGUUGCCGUCUGGGCGAACGCUGCGUUGCCUCGUCGACUCUGGUUCGGAAGUGGACUUGGUGGAUCAGGAUGUCGUGCGAACAGACCCGAGUUUCACGACGUCCCGCCUUACCGCGCCGCUGCACUUGCGCCUCGGCACUCGCGACAAAUCUGACCGCUGCGCCGUGUUUGCCAACGCCCUCUUCACGUCCGGUUCCCUCGACCUCGGCUUGCGGGCGUUUUUCAUUUGCCGUGUGACGGCAUAUGAUGCUAUCCUGGGUUUGCCGUUUCUGAAGGACACCGGCAUGCUGGUAGGCUGGGGCGUCUUCACCGUCGCACGGCCGGGCCCUUCGCAGCCGGUCGCCAAGGGCACUCACGAGUGGGAUCGCGCAGUCACGGUGGCGCCCAUCUGCUCCGGCUCUGCCAUUGGCUACGAUCACCCAGGGUUGCUUCCUGACGACGAGAUCAUUGGCCUCGAGCCGCACAACCCUCUACUGGAUGUCGUCGACGACCCGGCGCUCGAGGAUUUGUCUGAGUCCGAAGCACGAACACGAUUGGCUGCCUUACUCGAGAAAUACUCUGAUGUGUUCGUAGAUUCGCUCCCAAUGGACCGACUCCCGCCUUAUCGACCCGUCAAUCACGAAAUCCCUUUGAUCGACCCCAACGAGAAGGUCAAGCCGAGGGUCUAUCCCCUUGCCGACAAAUAUCGUAGCCAGUGGGCGGAGCAUUCAGCUAAGUACACUCGCGGUCGCUUCUGGGUUUCUGGUCCGAUCGACUCUGCGGCUCCGGUCUUCGCCAUUCCGAAAAAGAACUCCCAGACCGCUCGCUUUGUGAUCGACCUCCGCGCUCGCAACAGCAACACCGCCAAGCGUUUUUCACCUAUCCCCGACAUGACCAGUGUUCGCUACGAAGUGGCACGUUCGCGCUACCGGUCCAAAUUCGACGUGGCCGCAGCGUUUGAGCAGGUGCGGGUCAUACCCGAGCACGUCGAUCGCACCGGCUUCGCCACGGUCACGGGCACGUACACGUCGCGGGUGAUGCAGUUUGGGGACACCAAUGCGCCCAACACCCUGAACUUGUUGACAUCGGCGAUGUUUCAGCCGUGCCUCUCGUUUGCCAAGAUCUUUUUCGACGAUGUUCACGUCCAUUCCGAUACUCGUCGCGCGCACUUAAGACACAUCGAGAUUUUGCUGAUGACACUGCGACAUUAUCGGUUCUACUUAGGAUCCAACAAAUCCGAGUGGUUCUCAAAGUCGUUAGAUUCCUUGGGCGCGAUCAUCUCCGACGACGGCAUCGAGGUCGACCCGGCCAAGUGGGAGCGUAUCCGACAGUGGCCGACUCCACACAACAAGACCGACGUUCAGCGUUUCCUCGGCACCGUGAAUUGGAUGCGAGAUCACCUGCCCCACCUCUCGAUCACCUUGGAGCCCAUCACCGCAUUAUUAGCGCAAUCGACGUCGUGGCGUUGGAACGAGCGCGAGCAGCAGGCCUUCGACACCGUCAAGUCCCUCGUGCCAGCAACACUGCGACCGAUCGACGGCGCUAAGGUCACCUCCGGCGAGCACAAAAUCUACUUGUUCACCGAUGCCAGUCGUGUUGGCAUUGGCGCUUGCCUGGCCUCGGGCCCCACUCGUUCGCAGGCCAUUCCUACGCGAUUCUUCUCCGCUAAGUUCAAUGGCGCUCAGCUCAAUUAUCACGUCACUGAUAAGGAGUUCUUAGCCGUCGUUUCGGCGUGUCGGGCGUUCGAGCAGCACUUGAUCGGUUACCCCUUCGUCAUCGUCACCGACCACCAAGCCCUUCGCACGAUUAAAACGCAGAAGUUACGCCAAACACCCCGGCACAUCCGCAUGUGUCUCGAACUCAGCCGUUUCGACUUCGAAUUCGAAUUCAUUGCGGGCAAGAACAACUCCCUUGCCGAUUCGUUGUCACGCUUGUGGGAAGUCAAGGAGGGAUCGCCCGAGGAUCAGGUCAAGGAGAAUGAGUUGGAGGAUAUGUUCUUUGAUGGAGAACGCCACGGAUUCACUACACACGGUGAGAGCCUCCCUGAGGAACGUCCUUACACCUCACCAUCUCCCGAUCGGUUGCCUCCUGUUGAUUUUGCCUUCGGGCCCCAACGCGACGAUUGCGAGGCAGGCUCUCCCGGAUACUACGCGCUCAAGGACGAAUCGCAAGACGAGGACGUGAAUGGACGGGAUUUAGGGAAUUUGUUCUUGAAGGAAGAAUGCCACGAGUUCACUACACCUGGUGAGAGCCUCCCUGAGGAACGUCCUUACACCUCACCUUCGCACGAUCGGUUGCCCCCUGUUGAUUGUGCCUUCGGGCCCUGGGAUCACGGCUACGACGCAGGCUCUCCCGGUUCCCAUCGUCUGGCCGAGAACAUUAUGGACGCCGUCGACUCUUCUACCGGUCCCCUUUCUCCUCCCAUCGCCGUCAAUCGAGUUCAUGCUAUCGCCGCGGCCCCCGCCAACGACGCGCCCAUUCCAGUCGAUGCCGACGCCGAUGAACUCGACUUACUGGGAGCCGCCGCCGAUGAGGUCAACGACGCCCCUGUAGUCCAUCGACCGCCCGACCCGCUGCCGCAACCUUUCCUCGACGCCGUCAUCCGAGCCUACGCCCACGAUUCGCAAGCCCAAGUCAUUGUUGACGACCCGCUGUCAUGGCCGAUGUUUCGGGUGACCGAGGAAGGGAGGAUCUUGCGUGUACAUCCAGAUGAGUCUCUUUCCCUGUUUGUGCCUCGCGGUCUCGCUACCGGCGUUGUCGACUCCGACAAGCUCCCAUCGCUGCGCGAGCUCGUGCUUUCGGAGAUCCAUCGGAGCGUCGGGCACGCGGGACAUCGCAUCACCUUGGCCGCCAUACGUCCUUUGUAUUGGUGGUCGUCCAUGUCUGCCGAUUGCGCCAAGUUCUGCCAUUCAUGCGAAGAUUGUGCCCGAGGCAAAGCGUCCACUCAAGUCCCUUAUGGCCGACUGCAUCCGAUGCCGAUCCCUUCUGGCCCAUGGGAACAAGUGGCCAUCGACUUCAUGACGGGACUGCCUCCGGUCGAGUUCGAAGGGAUGAUGGUCGCUCAAAUCAUGGUGGUCACUGACACUUGGGGCAAGAUGGUCCACCUGAUUCCCCUCCCAGCCGACGCCGACUCCGAGCUCGUUGCCGACAGGUACUACGCCACCAUCUUUCGACUGCAUGGGACGCCUUCCGCCAUCGUUUCCGAUCGCGAUCCCAAGUUCACCUCGCAGUUUUGGCGAGCAUUGCAGGCGAAGGUCGGCACCGUCUUGCGGAUGUCAACAGCGGCGCACCCAGAGACCGACGGAUCGAGUGAGAACCGAAUCAAGAUGGUCACCCAAACCCUGCGCAUCAUGGUGUCGUCAAACCACGAGGCUUGGGCAUCUCGUCUUGUUGAAGCUGAGUUCGCUCUUAACUCUUCCGUUGCUGUUUCCACGUCUCUGUCGGCUUUCGAGGCGACUUACGGUUACCUUCCUCGACGCUGGCCCACCGAUUCCUGGUCUGUCUCGGACGUCCCGCGUGCGGAAGCGUUUGCCCGAAUCCGACAGUUACGGAAUCUCGACGUCACGGAUGCGAUCAUUGGUGCACGCCUCGAUCAGACUCACCAGGCCAACAAGCAUCGACGCCCGGAUGAUCCCGCCUUUCGGACCGGCAGUUAUGUCUAUCUUUCGACCAAGAACCUGGCAGUUCCUGAAGGGAUGAAGUCGAAGUUGUUGCCGCGCUACAUUGGUCCUUUCCGUAUCCGAGCGGCCAUUCCAGCGACGUCCAGUUACGACCUCGAGCUUCCCCCAGCAAUGUCGCGAGUGCACAGUCGCUUCCAUGCUCGACUGCUUCGCCCCUAUGUUGAGAACGAUGCUGAGAGGUUCCCUGGGCGUGACCCCGCAGUUCUUUUUGUUGAAGAUGUAGCCGACGCGGCCGACAACUCCGCCAUUCCGGAACGGAUUGUUCGCGAUCGUCGGAACGCUCGGGGCAAUCGUUCGUUCUUGGUUCGAUGGAUUGGCCGUAAGGACAUCGAUGACACUUGGAUGUCAGAGCAGUCCCUCCGCUUCGACCAUCCAUCCCUACUCGACGCCUACCUGGCACAACUCGAUCGCUCAAAUCGCCGCCUGUCCUCCCGGUAG